Rhododendron vialii is the source of this 2949-nucleotide messenger RNA. RefSeq names its product protein NLP7-like. Gene Ontology annotation, molecular function: protein binding; DNA-binding transcription factor activity. The transcript has 5 exons. Lineage: Eukaryota; Viridiplantae; Streptophyta; Magnoliopsida; Ericales; Ericaceae. The coding region runs from base 312 to 2558 and encodes 748 amino acids. The record is from RefSeq and is a predicted model, not a curated record.
GUUGUGGGACAGAGGGAUUACCACUUUCGGAUUUCUCACUUCUGUUGGAGCUGACUGCCGAGCCCAAAGGGCUCAAGAAUCUUUGGGAACAAAACAGAGAGAAGCUGCUUCUGAACCAAAUGGGGGAAACCUUUUGAUCCCCAUGGGUGAUCCGGAAAAAGAUGCCCUUUUUGGGUACCCCUUGAAUUUUAUAUAGGCCGCGUAGGAGGAGGGGAGGGAGGUAGCCUUCGGUUGACUGUUAGAAAAAAGCAAUCGUCGACUGUAUUUUCCUCCGUCUAGGUUUAGGGGGAAUUGCCCCCAAACAUUAGAAGAUGGCGGAAGCAGUGGUUUACAGUUGCAGGCGCGAACAAGAAGAAGAUGAAGAAGAUUUCGAUGGUGAUUUCAAGAAAUACAUGGACGGGGAGCUGCAGUGGUCGCGGCUGAAGAGUUCCGGUAAACCGGAGGAUGCCUCUGCGGAUCCGCUCUUCGGUUCUGAUUUAUUCUGGGAAGGCAUCAGAUGGGUCUUCUGGAGCCCACAACAUGAUAAUUUUGUAGACUUAAAUCCCAACGCCCCCGCCAUUUCAGAGGUUAGAGACAAGCUCAGACAAGCUUUUCAGAAACUAAUUUUGUACCCAGAACUCAAUGCAUCCUUAGUUCAAUUUUGGGCACCCACAACAGAAGCAUUGGAGGGCCGGACUUUGCUUACGACUCAAAACCAACCUUUUGCCCUGGGUAAAACAGAUCAUAGGACUGAUAAACUGGGGCUUUGUGAGUAUAGGAUGAUCUCUAAGGAGUGUAAAUUUUAUGUGGAUAGAAAGAGUGGAGAACAAGAAGAACAACUUGGGCUUCCUGGGCGCGUGUUCCUAUAUCAACUGCACGAAUCAGCUCCGAACGUGGAGCAUUACUCUGUAAACGAAUACCCACAACGCCACCUUGGUUCACAUUGCCCCAUCAAAGCAACAUGGGCUGUGCCCGUGUUUGAACAUUCGAGCCAAACCUGUGUUGGUGUUCUUGAGCUAGUGUCUUCUAUUGAGAAUGUAGUAUUUUGGUAUCGCAAAUCUUUCCUCCGCAAUCUGGACCGUGUUUUUCAGGAGCAAGGUCUGCAAUGUUUUGACUUAUAUAAACACUAUGAAAUGCAAAAAAUACUUUCAAAACAGAAGCAGUAUGAGAAUGAAGAUCUGAAAACUGCCUUCACAAAAAUCAGGAUGCUGAUGGAGGUGGUGUGUGAGAAUCAUAAUCUACCUUUGGCUUUAGCAUGGGUGCCCUGUGGUGAUUGCAAUGCUUUAUUGCGGGGCCAUAGUGUUGGAUACUGCAACAAUGACCAGUUUUUCGACUUCAUAAUGGUCAGUCAGGCACAUCACAUAAGACAAGGGCAAGGGGUUGUUGGGUGGGCACUUUCAUCUCCUAACUUGUCAUACUGCUCAGAUGUAACCCAAUUCAGCAUAGCCGAGUACCCCUUGGUACCUUAUGCACGAGAGUGCAGAUUAAGUGCUUGUUUUGCAAUAUGCUUGCAAAGCAGUUGCACUGGAAAUGACGUUUAUGUGCUAGAAUUCUUUUUGCCCUCGAGCAACAAGGAUGUUGAUGAUUCAUGGAUCUCGUUCAGCAGGAUAUUGGGAACGAUCAAGGAAGUUUUUAAAAACUUUAAGCUUGCUUCUGGACAGGAACUAGGGGAAGAAUUAUCUGUUGCAGUUAUUGAUAUCCAAAAUGGUCAGAAACUUCAUUCUGUUCAUAUUAUCCCAGCUGGUAGAUCUUUGCCUGGUCUUGAACUCUUACAUAAUGGGGGAGUGACGAUGCAGCUACGUACACAGGAUCAACCAUCAAUGGAAGCAAUAAACAACGCCAUGAAUUUUGCCAGUGCAGAAGGAAACAACAUUAGUAGCUUUUUACCUAGGCUUGAACCCUUGCAAAAUGGAGGAGUGACUAUGCAACUGGAUUCAUUGGAUCAACCAUCAAUGAAUGCCAUGAACAGUGGAAUGAAUUUUGUCAAUACAGAGGAACACUACGUUUUUGUUACUAGUUCAGAUUCUUCAGAAGAAGAAGGCACAACAAAGACAGAAGAAAGGGAACACAAAAGAACUGGAGUCAGAAUUGACGUUUCUUUAGAGGAUAAAUGCUCAAAUCUGACCCAUGAUAAUGCUGCAAGUAAACUUGAAGUUAGCAUAUCGACAUUCAAGCCACCUCACAACGUAAAGAACAUUGACCCUAUUUGCCCCCUUGUUGAUCAAGAACGAAUCGCACAACUGAGUUCUGGUCCGCCUUCUAAUCAAGCCCCAGUUAGUGUUGCUCAUGUAAGGCCACGUGGUACAGCUUUCCAAGACGCUAAUAUGGUGACCAUAAGGGCAAAAUAUGUCAACGAUAUUACCUUAAAGUUUGGGCUGUCUAUGUCGUCGGGAAUAACAGAAUUGCGGCAGCAAGUGGCUAAAAGGCUGAACCUAGAGCCUGAAACUUAUAAUAUCAGGUAUACAGAUGAGGAUGGUGAGGUGAUUUUAUUAGCUUGUGACGAUGACUUGCAAGAUUGCAUACAUGCUUCUAAAUCACUGGGCAACACUUCAGUUGUGGUGCUUCUUGAACCCAAAUAGCCUGUUAUCCAUCGACCAUCUUGUAGUUUUUUACAUCUGUUUCAAUUCCUGUGAUUUUCAAGUGUUCGUUUUUUCAUGGUAAUGGUGCUACCCCUAUGAAAGAUCAGCUCUUGGUGCUCUUUUUUUUGUUUGUUCAAGUCUAUUGUACAAUGUUAGGAAUCUUUUGUUCCUUCCAAUACUUUCUUUCCAGUGUUGGUGGUGAUUUGUGUAUCAAAUAUACAGGACCUGAGCACGACAGAUUAUAGUUCUGCAUAACAUUAUUAGUUAGCACUUGUAGUUAGUUUGUUGUAAGGAAGAUUGUGAACAAUGGAAUGGUUUUUAUGGAGUGUCAGUGUAGCUGGGUUGUAUUGAACGAGUAAUUUAAUUCCAGAUUCCUUUCAGUUGGGUUGCA